GUCCACAAAGUACUGCACCUGCCACGAAACACGAAAAACAAAAAAAAAUUAAAAAAAAACGAAAAAAAAAACAGAAAUAUAUUCGCACCCCUUGAAAAUAAGCACUGUUUCUGAAAACCAUUGGCUGUCUUUGGCCGAGGAUGUGUGGGCAGUUGCACUACCAAUGGUGCUCCUGUCAGCACUGGCAGUGGCAUAGGUACUUCCCCGGAACUCACAGGUCCGAAGGCCCAAGUCCCUGCAAGGGAAUGCCGUGCAAACGAGCCACAGCCACCUGCAGUGACUGUGACGAAUGCGGAACUCCAAACUCACAGCACAGCAACUGACUGCUGGAUGGUCUUGGGUUGCGGCGUCUAUGACAUUUCUAACUACAAGCACAGUGGAGGGAACAUUGUGCAUUCAUGGUGUGGAAAGGAUGGCACCACAUCUUUCACUGGCAAGCACCCAUGGUCCUAUUUGCAGAUCAUGAUCGGCAUGAACGCGCAGUUGGUGGGAAAGUAUGGUGGCACUCCUGUCGGGUCAAGCGUCGGCAGACAGAAUCCUAUCUCUUUGGCAGAGAUUGCACAACACAACACGCCCUUCGAUUGUUGGUCGUGCAUUCACGGAACCGUGUAUGAACUGCAUUUCUAUUUGCCAGAUCAUGAUGCAGGAAGCGCAGUGAUUGAGCCUAUGUGCGGUGAAGAUGCCACAGCAUACUUUGCAAUGGCUCAUAGUAUGGAUGCUUUGGGCGGCUUACCUACCAAAGGUUCUUGUGAUUCCCGAGCGGAGCAAGCCUUUACUGAGCAGAACAUUUUAGAUGGUGCGGCUUUGGUCGCUUACAUCAUCUUUCCGAUGUUCUUAAACGAGGUCAUCAUGGCUGCAACUUCUCCAGCCACACAGGAUAGGCUAUUGAGACGUCCGAUGGCCAAGCCAUUCAACUCGCAGUGCUUGGGAAAUUUGCUCAACAGCUAUGUCGAGAUGCCUUUGGGUGUCUUCAUCAUGCUUGUUUGGUUCUUGGUUGUGACAGCUGUUUUGUCUGUGUUGUGGAGCAUCCACUACAACACGUACUACCUUCCAGACUUUGUUCUGGCUGGCUGGGUGGGCCGUAUGACUGUGUACAUGAUCUCCAUGGCAACAUAUUUGGGCACAAGGAGAUGGUCUUUGGCUUGGGUUUUCUACAAAAUCUCAUACGAGAAGACUUUGAAAGCUCACUAUGUUGUUGGCACAGUCGCGAGCAUAUUCAUGCUUUUGCAUGGAAUCACAUACAUGGCUUCGUUUGGCCCUGAAAAUCUUCCAGAGCAUCAGGUGAUCACAGCCUACUUGCUUCUGGGGUGCAUUUUGAUUGUUUUCCCCUUCACAAUCAACAACUUCCGAGUUCAUUGCUACUCUGUCUUCAAGCUCACACACUUCAUUGCACCUGCGAUUACGAUCAUAGCAACCUUCCAUAUACUUUCCUUGAACGUGGAUGGAGUGCUGGGUCGUGGAUUCUGGGUUGCGCUGGUGUGGAUUGCUUCGGCCUCCCUGUUCUGGAUUGGGGACUUCAUCUACAGCCGCUACGAUGUGCUUUUGAAGCCAACAGUGGUGAUUGGAACUCCUCGGCUGUUGCCAGCAGAUGGUGGGCCAGCUCACAUCUCCGUGAAGCUGCGGAAGCUGAGAAGUACUUUGUUUCCCGGAGCGUGGAUGUCUGUUGCUUGCAGAGAAGCCUUUUCACCCUUAAGUCAUCCAUUCACGGCCAUCGUCCGAAAGUGUGGUGGCCUCGAUCGAGAAUAUGCAGAAGUGGAAUUCAUUUUCAAGGUGAAUGAGGGCAGGACAUGGACACAAAGACUUUCAAAUGCUGUUGCAAAGCUUUCACCGAAAGAACCAAUGAAGUUUUACGUGACUGGACCCUAUGGUGGGGGUUUGGGAUCCCUAGAUCCCAUGAAAGUCAUUAUCUUCGUGGUUGGUGGUGUGGGCGUCACUCCUGCAGCUUCAAUAGCUCCAUACCUCAUCAAGGGUGGCAAGGAUGUCUAUGUGAUUUGGAGUUGCCGGAGUGCUUCCCUUAUUCAGCAUGUAGCAGUGGAGUACUUCAGCAACGCUUGUGGCUCGUACUUUGACCGCCUCCCCGACCAUCGAAACAUCCACUUCAGUGGGAAGGCUAGCGAUACCCAUGUGUUCCCUCCCUUCAUCAAGACAGGACGGCCAGACAUACCGGGCAUUAUGCAGAAAGCAGUCGAGAGCGCCAUGUCCCAGGACAUUUUUGACAUUGGCGUGUUUGUUUGUGGACCCAAUGCAUUGGUUGAGUCCACCUUGGUGGCGGCAGACCAAUUGAACGCGGACAAGACCAACGCCCACGUCCAUGUGCAUGCAGAAUCGUUUCAGAUGUGAGCCUACAAGUAGCCUCACAACGGACUAUGACUAUACAGUACAGCCUUUUUCACCUUUAUGCACAACGAGAAGUGAAAUACUGCUCGUUCAAGUCAGGGCAAGUAAUAGCACUGGUUUGAAAAGCUCGCCGGCAGCACAGAUGUUUUGAGCUUGCUGUGGAUGCGCAACAAAGCCACCACGGACAAAGAUCCAGGUCCACUUGUUGUUUCGC
Molecule: messenger RNA, 2551 nt
Organism: Durusdinium trenchii
Lineage: Eukaryota; Dinophyceae; Suessiales; Symbiodiniaceae
Source: the annotation of a GenBank genome assembly